CCCCGGUCCAAACUAACUAGACUAUCCUAACCCUAGAAGCUCGAGCCUCCGAUCUAAUCUCCCAAGAUCCUCCUAACCUUACUCAGAGCACCAACACACAGCUACCUUCUAACCCAAUGGAAGAACUCACCACCUUCCUGUCAUUGAUCGGCGAAGAAGUCGAAGAUGCUGAAGAGGAAUGCUUUCUUCUCUUCGCACAAGAUAUUCCCUCGGCCAAUCUGGGCUUCGUCGAUUCACGAGCGACAUCUGUCGAUGUAACCAUCCACGGACAAGAUUAUACCAUUAACCAAUCUCCGACGCUAUUGUCGUCGUCGCGCGCGGGCGGUACAACUGGUGCAGUCCUCUGGAAAAUCACCCCCCUCUUCGCAGAAUGGAUAACAACGCAAACCAACCCCUUCUGGACCAGCACAAUCCUCACGCCAACAUCCACAGUCCUUGAACUCGGCUGUGGAAUCUCAGGCCUAAUAGCCCUGACCCUCUCCCCCACAAUCACGCACUACAUAGCCACAGACCAAGAAUACGUGCAUCGACUCCUACGGUCCAACCUCGAGGCCAACGCCCCAAAGCAACAACACCCCAAGUCUAAGCCAGGUAGCAACAGGAAACCCACCAAACAUAACAACAGCAGCAGCAACAAAACAUCACAGAAAUCAACUCCCCAAAGCACAAAUGUCACAUUCACCACCCUGGAUUGGGAAACGGAUGAUCCUGCCGCAUUGAAAGAUAGUAUUGCUACUAAUGACGGGAACACAGGGCAUGAGGACAAAGGGUUUGAUGUUCUGAUAUCUUGUGAUUGUAUUUAUAACGAGGCGUUGAUUGCGCCGUUUGUGCGGACUUGUGCGGAUGUUUGCCGGUUGAGGGCUGUGUAUGCUCCUGGGAGGGAGUUGGGGGAGGGGGAAGAGAAGCCGACGGUUUGUGUGAUUGCGCAGCAGCAGCGGUCGCCUGAGGUGUUUGAGGCUUGGUUGAGGGAGACAAUGAGGGUGUUUCGGGUUUGGAGGGUUAGUGAUGAGGCGUUGGGGAAGAAGUUGGCGUCUGGUUCGGGGUAUUUGGUGCAUGUGUUGGUGUUGAAGGAUGGACAUGAGUGAGAUUUGGCAAGGAAAAAGAGGUGGGAUGUGGUAGA
This is a messenger RNA of Aspergillus pseudotamarii, 1120 nucleotides long. Its product is annotated as S-adenosylmethionine-dependent methyltransferase. The record is from RefSeq and is a predicted model, not a curated record. The transcript has 3 exons. Lineage: Eukaryota; Fungi; Ascomycota; Eurotiomycetes; Eurotiales; Aspergillaceae. The coding region runs from base 117 to 1085 and encodes 322 amino acids.